AAGACUCAAUAAAAUUGCAACGCAUCUCAAAAUGGCCAGCCAAUCUGAUAUUCAUCUAUACACCUUCGGGACGCCAAACGGCAUUAAGGUCUCUAUCCUCCUUGAGGAGCUCGGGUUGUCCUACCAGACCACAUCCAUCGAUAUCACGAAGAAUGUGCAGAAAGAGGACUGGUUUCUCGAUAUCAACCCCAAUGGCAGGAUUCCGGCCUUGACCGACAAGUUCACAGAUGGCUCCACCAUCCGACUGUUCGAGUCGGGAUCGAUCAUGCAGUAUCUCGUAGACAAGUACGACACGGAGCACAAGGUGUCGUAUCCUCGUGACACCAAAGAAUACUAUGAGGUGAACAACUGGCUGUUCUGGCAGAUGGGAGGUCUAGGACCCAUGCAAGGGCAAUCCAACCACUUCACCCGAUAUGCACCUGAGAAGAUCCCCUAUGGAAUUUCUCGUUACCAGAACGAGACCCGCCGUCUCUAUCGUGUCAUGGACGUUGCGCUCGCCAAGUCCAAGUCCGGAUUCCUCGUGGGUGACAGGGUGACGAUUGCUGAUAUGAGCUGCUGGGGAUGGGUUGCCUCGGCUAAGUGGGCUGGCGUGGACAUCGAUGAGUUUCCCAACCUGAAGGCCUGGCUGUACAAGCUGCUCGAGCGCCCUGCCUUCGAGAAGGGUCGUCACGUCCCAACACCGCACACGGCUUUUGAGAAAGCCAAGCUGAGCGAAGAGGAGUUGGAUAGGCAGGCGGCCAGUGCCCGGAAUUGGGUGCAGGCCGGCAUGAAGGAGGAUAGCAAGAAAUGAGAGGCAUCUAGCGACGGUACUGUUUCUUGAGGGUCGAGAGAUUGCCAGAGCUGUAGUUCUCAUGGUUAUUGUGCGAGGCCUGUGAGUCACUGGCCAUGCUAGUGCCAGGCAACCUCGACCUAGAUAGCCUCAGCCAGCUGGCUGCUUUCCCCUUCGUCUUUCCUCCCUCUGCCUUCUUUCUGUAGCGCAUCAAUGCACUCAUCUCCAUAGUUGUAGUGCUCAAAUAUCACGAACCCGCCCCCUUCCCCCCAA
Messenger RNA from Cryphonectria parasitica EP155, 1042 nucleotides. Its product is annotated as glutathione S-transferase. The transcript has 8 exons. The record is from RefSeq and is a predicted model, not a curated record. Lineage: Eukaryota; Fungi; Ascomycota; Sordariomycetes; Diaporthales; Cryphonectriaceae. Bases 32 to 790 code for a protein of 252 amino acids.